GGUCACUCCCACCCACUCAUUUUCUCAAUCAUAACACUUCUCCACUCCCCCACCUUCCUUUCCCCCACUCUCCGCUUCUCUGUCUUUCCCAAACACGCGCAUAUCAUCACACAAACUCCAAAACUCUUCUCACUUAGUUGGAUCCUAUAAUCCAUCUUUUCUUCAUAAUUCAAUGAUCCUCACCCCACAUAACUAGUUUUCCCCGACCAGACUAGUCCCAUCUUAACCAUUCACAUUUGAUUUUUGUACACAUCCCUCACCUCCUUCUCUCUCUCUCUCUUCCUCCAAGUUAAAAAAAAAAUAUGAAGUAGUAACAUUUUAAUAUUUAUUUUUUAACCUUUAUGAUUCUCUCUGUCUUAAUAUAUUCUUCUGUAAAUCUUUGAUCUAGCUAGCUUGUUUCAGUCAGGGAAUUCUUCUCCCUAUAAAUCUAGUAAGCACUCAAACAAAGACAGUACUGCUCUCAACUUAAAACAAGAGAAAAUGUCAAUGGACAUGAUGGGAACCGAGCGUGUUUGUUAUGUUCACUGCAACUUCUGCAACACCACUCUCGCGGUUAGUGUUCCAUGCAGCAGUAUGCUCACAGUUGUGACAGUUAGAUGUGGGCAUUGUGCCAAUUUGCUAUCAGUCAACAUGGGAGCUUCACUUCAAACAUUACCUCCUCAAGACCCUCAGCACUUUCAAGAGCCAAGCAGGAAGGAGCUAGGAUCAUCUUCAAGAUGCAAAGCAUUUGAGCCUGUAAGCCAUGAGCAACCUAGGAAUAUUCCUCCCAUUCGCCCUCCUGAGAAGAGACAACGUGUUCCUUCCGCUUAUAAUAGGUUCAUUAAGGAGGAAAUACAAAGAAUCAAAGCCAGUAACCCAGAUAUCAGCCACAGGGAAGCAUUUAGCACAGCAGCCAAAAACUGGGCACAUUUUCCUCACAUUCACUUUGGGCUAAAGCUUGAUGGCAGCAAGCAAGCAAAGCUGGACCAGCAGGGGGAUGCUACUCAAAAGUCUAACGGAUUAUACUGAAAAAAUUUGGAAGACUGAUUAUCAGAUGGUUUUUUCUAUGCUUGACCUAAAUCAGUGAAAAAGAAAAAUGAGGUUGAUCAAGUUUCCCUAUCAUACAACUGGAUGGGACUCUCCUGAAAUUCAGCCUUAGACUCUCUCACUCAUGUUUAAUAUAGUAUAGUACAUGUGUUGGUCUUUAAUUUCUAUAGUUGCUAUGAUAUGAUUGAUAUUCUAGUGAUUGCAUUAGUUAUCAUGUGUUGAACUUAGGAACUUAAGUAAACAAUGUAAUAAUUAAGCUCCUCCUGUUGUAAUAAUGAGUCUUUGAAAUUUCUCUAUUUGGAUGAUUGGGUCUUAACAUAUAUAUCAAAUGAUAAAUGAUUGCAUCUUAUUAAUGUUUA
Lotus japonicus is the source of this 1385-nucleotide messenger RNA. RefSeq names its product putative axial regulator YABBY 2. The transcript has 6 exons. Gene Ontology annotation, cellular component: nucleus. Gene Ontology annotation, biological process: cell fate commitment; multicellular organism development. The coding region runs from base 481 to 1008 and encodes 175 amino acids. The record is from RefSeq and is a predicted model, not a curated record. Lineage: Eukaryota; Viridiplantae; Streptophyta; Magnoliopsida; Fabales; Fabaceae.